This is a messenger RNA of Eptesicus fuscus (big brown bat), 2004 nucleotides long. It is a transcript of the gene F12, whose product is annotated as coagulation factor XII. Gene Ontology annotation, cellular component: extracellular region; rough endoplasmic reticulum. Gene Ontology annotation, molecular function: calcium ion binding; serine-type endopeptidase activity. Lineage: Eukaryota; Metazoa; Chordata; Mammalia; Chiroptera; Vespertilionidae. Bases 1 to 1857 code for a protein of 618 amino acids. The transcript is spliced from 14 exons. Gene Ontology annotation, biological process: zymogen activation; blood coagulation. The record is from RefSeq and is a predicted model, not a curated record.
AUGAGGGCUCUGCUGCUCCUGGGGUCCCUGUUGGUGAGCCUGGAAUCAGCACUUUUGGCUCCACCUUGGAAAGGCCUAAAGGCGCCUCAGCCCGUAGCAGAUGAACACACAGUGGUUCUCACUGUCACUGGGGAGCCCUGCUACUUCCCUUUCCAGUUCCGCCGGCAGCUGUAUCACCAGUGCACCCGCAGGGGCCGACUUGGCAUCCGGCCCUGGUGUGCUACUACCCCCAACUUUGACCAGGACAAACGAUGGGCAUACUGCCUGAAGCCCCAGAAAGUGCAAGACCACUGCAGCACACACAACCCCUGCCAGCGGGGCGGCACCUGUGUGAACAUGCCAGGUGGGCCCCGCUGCAUCUGUCCAGAACACUUCACGGGGAAGCACUGCCAGAGAGAGAAGUGCUUCGAGCCCCAGCUUCUCCAGUUCUUCCAUGAGAAUGAAACAUGGCAUAGGCUUGAGCCGGCAGGUGUGGCCACGUGCCAGUGCCAAGGUCCCCAAGCCCACUGCAAGCCACUGGCCAGCCAGGUCUGCCGCAACAACCCGUGCCUCCACGGGGGCCGCUGCCUCGAGGCGGAGGGUCACCGUCUGUGCAGUUGUCCUGAGGGCUACGCAGGGCGCUUCUGCGACGUGGACAAAGAGGCCAGCUGCUACGAGGGCCGUGGGUUCAGCUACCGAGGCGCUGCUGGGAUCACGAUCUCGGGCGCGCGGUGUCAGCCGUGGUCGGCGGAGGCCACCUUCCAGAACCUGACUGCAGAGCAAGCCCUGAAGGGGGGACUGGGGCACCAUGCCUUCUGCCGGAACCCAGACAAUGACACCCACCCGUGGUGUUUCGUGUGGAGCGGCAACCGGCUGAGCUGGGACUAUUGCGACCUAGCACGAUGCCCAGCAGCGCCCCAGACCCAGCCUCCACCGCGGGGACCCCUUGGGCGCCAGGAGCCCCCCUUACCCUCGAUUUCAGUACUGCAGGAGCCUCCGGUCACGACCCAGACCCCGCCUCUGUCAGGGACCCCCCCCGUAAUCUCGGGCGCGAAGUGGGAGCAGCGGAUUCCCUUGGUCGGGACCGGCCUGGCCGACUGCGGACAGCGGCUCCGGAAACGGCUGUCCUCCCAGAAACGCGUCGUCGGGGGACUAGUGGCGCUGCCCGGCGCGCACCCCUACAUCGCCGCACUGUACUGGGGCCACAGUUUCUGCGCCGGCAGCCUCAUCGCCCCUUGCUGGGUGCUGACCGCAGCUCACUGCCUGCAGAACCGGCCGGCGCCCGAGGAGCUGACGGUGGUUUUGGGCCAGGACCGCCACAACCAGAGCUGUGCGCAGUGCCAGACCCUGGCCGUGCGCGCCUACCACCUGCACGAGGCCUUCUCACCCAUCACCUACCAGCACGACCUGGCGUUGCUGCGCCUGCAGGAGCGCGAGGACGGCAGCUGCGCGCGCCCGUCGCCUUCCGUGGGGCCCGUCUGCCUGCCGAGCAGCGCCGCUCGCCCCACCGAACCCGAGGCCGCGCUCUGCGAGGUAGCCGGCUGGGGCCACCAAUUCGAGGGGGCGGAGGAAUAUGCCAGCUUUCUGCAGGAGGCGCAGGUGCCGCUGAUCCCUCACGAGCGCUGCUCCGCUCCGGAUGUGCACGGCGCCGCCUUCUUCCCCGGCAUGCUCUGCGCUGGUUUUCCCGAGGGUGGCACCGACGCGUGCCAGGGUGACUCCGGGGGUCCGCUGGUGUGUGAGGAUGAAGACAAAGAGCGUCAGCUCAUCCUGCGAGGCGUCGUCAGCUGGGGCUCGGGCUGUGGCGACCGCAACAAGCCGGGUGUGUACACCGAUGUGGCCAACUACCUGGCUUGGAUCCGGGAGCACAUGGCUUCCUGACCGCCCACGAGCUCCUCCUUUCCUCCUCGGUGGUUCUGGAAUGGGAGGAUGGCUGGACCCGAUCCUGGACCACAGGAUGUGUUCCAGCGCCGUCAGUCCGGCUCCAGGCUCGGAGUAAACACUCAAUAAAGUGCUUUUGGAAAUGCC